UUUCAAACUUCGACGUGUUCGUGACUCUGCGUGAAUGUAGGUAAAAAAUUGUAUUUGGUCUUUAUCAGAGAGUGUAACGCAAAAUUAUAUGUGUUAUAGUAAUUGUGUGCAUAAUUGUGACCGUGUUAGCGACAUUUCAUCGGCUCGAAGUCUCUUAAUUUUUUUUUUUUCAGACACGGAACAUAAAAUAAUGUCUACUAUGGCUUGCGUCGUGAGUUGGUGCGACAAUAGACGCGGGACUCUUCAAUCGAAAUCAAAUAAAAUAUCUUUCCACGGAUUUCCGAACGACGAAAAAAGGCGAGAGGCUUGGAUUAAACUAUUCAGGAAAAUUUUUAAACAACCUUCAUGGGAACCACUUAGGAAUUCCGUAAUAUGCAGCAUACAUUUCGAUGUAUCAGACAUUUAUUUCACUCCGAAGGGUCGUGGACGAUUAAAACCGCACGCAUUGCCAACUAAGUUUUUGACGGUACCAAGCGCGGAUGCACCAGAUGAAGUGGAAUCUCAACAAAUAGAGCGAGUACCUGCAGUUGAGCAACCAGAGGUACAGUCGGAAUUUGAGCCAGUGGCAAGGCCAGUUGUUCAGCAAGUUACACAGCCAGUGCCGACCGUGAAAGAUAAUAAAUUUAACGAUAUGAGGGAGAGGAAGUCGAGUGAAGUAGAUAAGUUCAAAAGGAGAAUCGUACGCACGGUGUCAAGAAAAAUCAGGGAGCACAAUGAUGAGGAGGAGCUGGAAAAAAUGUGGGAGACGAUGAAAAAGGAGACGCGGUGUGACUGCAAAUUGUUAUGGGAACGAAUGCGCACCCUAACCCUGAAGAAGCUCAAGCGCUUGCUGCCUGCGGACGACAGGAACGACACGAUCACCAGCAUAGCCCGGCUCUCCGCCACCGACUGGCUGUUAUUCGAUCUGGUGCUGGUUCACGAGAAUAUUGAUGUCAUUGGGCAGGAACUAUGGGAAAAAACUGGUGAGGAGCCAGAAGUGCUGUACGAGUUGUUUUUCCUCGUCCAAGAGUAUGAGGUGGAGAAAUUGAGUGGGACUGCUCUUGUUGAUGCGUGGCUGAGCCUCACUCGGGAGUAUAAUGAAGGAGAUCGUAAAUGUUCGCCAAUGAUGUUACAACGACGGUGGUACCAAAUGAAACAGUGCGCUAGAGAAAGGUUUUACAAUUUUUGGGGCAGUUACAGAGGCAAUAUCAAUUUAUUGGAGCGGGCAAAAGUGCAUAAACCGACAAACCUACAAGUCGAUAUAGUUAGAAAAUACAGAACAAUAAUUAUAAAAAAAUUUUCGGAUUGGGAGGAAUUGAUAGCCGAACGGAAGGUCAUAUUAGCUCAGGAAUUUGAUGAAAGGAUAGCGGCUUCUCGGAAGAAUCCGGUACAACUACAAGAUGAGCAACCCGAAGUUGAACUUGUGGAACAAAAUGUGGAAACCAUAAGUCUUGAAGGUGACUCUGACUCUGAUAACGAGGGUGAAAAAGAUCAAGAAAAUAGUGACACGACUAAAUUUACUGCUAAGAUUAAAAAAGAACUUAUUGACUCCAUUGACAUUGAGGAAACUGACAGUCUAAAAUUACUGGAGUCAAUAAAUAUCCCAUGCGAAACACCUUUUGGACAAAUUGAAGAUGAGUCGCUACCCGCUGAUGCAAAUAGUGCAAGUGAAACGAUUCCCACUUUACUAAAUGAUACUCUCAAAGAUAAUGUAGAAAACGAAACAGAUGAUGACGAUGAUAUGGAUGAGCUAACACCCUGUGAUGAUGAUGAUUCAGAUUUUGAUCAAAAUGAAGACGAAAAGGACCACAAUGAAUAUUCCAAUAAAACUAAAAGCUCAGAAGGAAGCCCGACCCAGGUUACCGACGAUAUAACUGAAGAUGAUGAAAGUGGCAUUGCAAUAGUUAAAACAAAAACCGAAAUAGAUACUUCUUAUGAAGGUACUGGAAAUUUGGAUAGCACACACAUGUUGAAUUCAAAUAAUUUGCCGGUGCAUGAUAGUACUGUAACAAAUGAAUUAGUAAAUAAUUCAGUUAUUACGAAGGAAAUGGAAAGUGCUAUAAAUAUAUUAGACGAUGACGAAGAGAUGGAAGUAGAAGCAACGGAAGACAUGCUACCUAAAAUAGCAAGUGUCACAAGUGUUGCUGUGCCAACGUCGACGAAGCUCGAAGCCAUUGAUGAUCAAAUUUUAUCAGAGAAAGCAAAUAGCUUGCCAACAUCUAUGAAGCCCGUAGCUUCUUAUGAUCAAAUUUUAGCAGAGAAAGCAAACAGUUUGCCAACAUCCAUGAAGCCCGUAGCUUCUUAUGAUCAAAUUUUAGCAGAGAAAGCAAACAGUUUGCCAACAUCCAUGAAGCCCCAGGCGUCUUAUGAUCAAAUUUUAGCAGAGAAAGCAAAUAGCUUGCCAACAUCUAUGAAGCCCGUAGCUUCUUAUGAUCAAAUUUUAGCAGAGAAAGCAAACAGUUUGCCAACAUCCAUGAAGCCCCAGGCGUCUUAUGAUCAAAUUUUAGCAGAGAAAGCAAACAGUUUACCAAAAACUAUCGAGCCCGAAGCUUCUUAUGAUCAAAUUUUAGCAGAGAAAGCAAACAGCUUGCCAAAAUGUAUUGAGCCCGAAGUUUCUUACGAUCAAAUUUUAGCAGAGAAAGCAAACAGCUUGCCAAAAUAUAUCGAGCCCGAAGCUUCUUAUGAUAAAAUUUUAGCAGAGAAAGCAAACAGCUUGCCAAAAUGUAUUGACCCCGAAGUUUCUUACGAUCAAAUUUUAGCAGAGAAAGCAAACAGUUUGCUAAAUUCCAUAAAGCCUGAAGCUAUUAUUGAUCAAAGUGAAGCGGAAAAAGCAAAUAGUUUGGCGUUCUUUCAACACAAAGAUUUUUUAGACAAUUUUGAAGUACUGCCGAGUGAUAUACAGUUUGUUGAUGAUGGUAUUGUGAUUGAUGAUGAAGAUGAUGACAAUGUAAAAGACGAAAUUAAAAUUAAAAUUGAAGACGCACAAGUAACAGAUACAAAUGGAGAAAAUGAAAGUUGCAAUGUUGACUUAAAACUUUUAUUAUUUCCAACUGUUUAUACGAAAAAAUUAGAUCAUAUGGAUGUUUUUAAAUUUUUGGAAUACGAUCAAAUACGCGACAGAAGGAUCAUAGAUUGCGCGAUCAUCGAAAGCAAACCAGUUGAUGUCAAAGCCGUCAAAACAGAAGAAAACCCAAAAGACAAACCAAAAGAACAAAAAAUAGAAUCAAAGGAAGAACUAAAACAACCAAAAGAAGAACCAGAACAAGAACAAAAUAUACAAGUAAAAGAAGAACCAAAAAUAGUACCAAAAGAAGAACCAGAAGAAGAAUUCGAUGUAGACAAUUUUGACAAUGACUUAGCCACUUCUAGCGAUGAGGAAUCCAUAGAUUUUCAAAAACAUAGAAUAAAAUUAUCAAGCUGGCUUUUGCAAAAACCUCGCGUUAAAAACUACAAUCCGAUACAGCUUUGUAAAAAUCCUGAUUUUAAUACAAGAUUGAAACGCUUGACCUCUGGAUUCCUAAGCUACGAACGAAACCGUCGUUAUUUAAAGAGAUGUCAACCGGUCACCAUCGACCUGCAUAAAACUUUCGAAACAAAACUUAUAUAUAAAACGCUUUAUUUGAAAGACGAAUAUACACAGGCAAUAAGCAUUCCAGGACCGAUAGCUCCAAUUCCACGAACAUCUAGUUCCGAGCUAUGUGCAGCAAGGAUAUCUAAUAUAAAUAAUGUUGAUCGACCAAAUGAACUUCCCGAUACUAGCAGCCAAACGGCAACUCCAAUGUUACAAACCGUGUCAUCUCAAAGGAAUAAAGUGGUCAAUUUGCCAGAUAUUAAUGAAGUGCGUCGUAUUAAUCAAAAUCUUUUGUGUGCUGAAGUCGCACCCAUUCAAAGCAAAAGUCCCCCAAUAAAACUUAAUGCUAGUCCACAUUCUUCUGACAAGGAUGUGGAAAUGGUAGAAAAUGAUACAUUCAUUGAAAAUUCAACCGGUAAAACUGGAGGUCAAGACGUGGAAAUCGUUAACAGAGAUAUCACAGGUGAAGUUGAAAUAAGUAAUCUCGGCGUAGACGUUGUACAAACCCCACACACUAUUCCUGACGCCGAUCUGACCUCCAUAAACAUCAAUUCAAAUGCAUCUAAAACGGUUAAAUUAAAGUCAAUGCAAGAUAAACUUAUGAAUCGUUUAAGUAAACUAUCAACUUUAUGUCCUGAUUCAAGAGGGAAAAAAACUACAAAACUUGUAGAAAAACCCAUUUAUAAAACUGCACGACUGCAACGUCUUAGAAUACCUUGGCUUUCGAGGACCAAUUACCGGUGUGAAGAUGCUUUGUUGGCGUCUGAUACGGUGGAUAAAAUGUUGAUGCUUUUCACUGGUGAAAUUUGUUAUCGGAAAAAGAAAUCUAAUUCAAACCAUAAAAUGAUAUCAUCUUCUACUGGUGCGACAUCGAGUGAAACACUAAAAGAAACAUUAGAUGUCGUGUCCCUGCAAACAAAUUCAACGCCAGUAGCUCAAACUAGUGUCAAUAAACAAAAUGUUGAUUUUGAUGUCCAAAAGAAAAAUAAAAAAAGAGGGAAAAAGCCAGUUUUAAUGCCAUUAAAACAAAAUUCUGAUGAUGUAAAUAUCGUAUUAAAAUAUUGUUGUUGGGCUCGUAAAAAAAUUGCUAAUAAAGGAGUUAAUGAAGAUUUUCACACAUGCAAAACUCACUGUGUGUGUUGUUGUAGUAAUAUUCUUGGUAAAAUUUUGAAACGGGGAGUUUGGAAAACCAAAAUGGACCAGCAACUUGUUGAGCCAAUUGUUUUAUCUGAUGAUGAUAGUGACGUAGUAAAAAGUAAUGUAGAUACUAAUUCGAUGGAAGAUAACACGACAUUGAAUACUCCUGAAAUAUCUUCUCUCGUCCCUGAAUCUAUAAAUAUCGAUAAUUCGAUUGACAGUCAAGAUAUUUCAAAUAUAUCGGAACAUAAAGACAGACAAACAUUACAAAUGGCUAAUAUAUCUGAUUUAUCUCAACAACCUAUAUUAGUGACAUCCCUACCACAACCUCUGGUUACUCAAUCACAACCUCAGUCGUCACAAUUACAACCUAAUUCAGAGGUUACAGAAACUCGGUCGUCUGAAACCUUUUCAGUCAAAUAUUCAAAAUCAACCGUCAGAGGUAGGUUAAGAAAACGUCCAGAAAUGCCUAAAACUGUUUAUAGCUACAACAAAUUAGCUCAAGAAAAAGUUCAAGUAAAACUUAAAGGUAACGAGAUACCAAGACCAUCACCAAUUUUUAUUGGUGUCAAUAAAAUUUUACUAACUAGUCGGCCUUAUUAUAGACCCCCAGACUUACCUCUUGAAGCUCCUCAAAUAUUGUUACCAAACGGCGUUCACUUUGUGUUAUUGCCAAAUAAAGAACUGGCUGUAUCUAUCGAACCUGGUGUUGAACUUGAUCAAAAUGAACUACAGGAAUUGCAGUCUAUCAAAAAUAAUAUUCAGAAACAUAUUGACACAUUUUCAUUAUUUAAUAACGCAACGACGAAUAAUCUGCCAGACUGCGGAACAGAUAACAAUAAUCAUCAAGAAGAUAACGAAAACAGUGAAAUAAAUGAAAAUGCUAUGCAUGAAAAUGAGGAUAAAGUUGAUGAUCUGCAACAGAGCGACGCAAGUAAUUUGCCUAAUACAAAUCAAACUCAAAGUAUAUCUGAUUUACCAUUAGACAAUAUUAACUAUUUAGAAACGAAUAAUUUACUGGACGGUAAAAAUAAAGAUGAACAAAAUUCUGAUAAACAAGAAAAGGGUGCUGAUGAAGUAUCUUUAUUAGGAAACCCAAGUACUGGUGCAACGAUGACUAGCCGAAAAACGAUAUUAUCAGACUUGAUGGAAAUGUCUGGCAUAUCUGAGGAAGACGCUAAAAUACCGGAGACCCCUACUCGAAAUCUUUUAAUGACCAUUAAUCCUUUGCCAAUGGACGGAACUGUACAAACGCCUUUGCCUGCCACUUCAGUAGAGCAAGAAUUGGUUGUGACUGAUUUCAUACAAUCACCGCCCGCUCUUGCCGCGUUAGCUGCUCGGCCGGAUCUUAAAAUAGUGACAACAUACAACGACCUGAAAUCAUCAUUCGAUAUUAAUAGUAAUUUCUUUAAAUUAGAUAUUAUGACUGGUGAGAUGUCAUCUGUGAACGUAUGUAUUAAGAAGCGUGAACCGUUGUUAAAAACUAAACAUGGCAUUCCAAACUCUGACGUUGUAGUUGAUUUAACAGAGGAUACUGAAAAUGAUGGACAACCUUCAAACACCGAAAUUGAAGAUACUGAGAAAGGGGAAACUGUAAAUAUUGAAACUGAAAGUGUAGCUAAACCAGUAAAACUAUUCCGAGCAAUACAUCCUUCUAUAUUAAGAAACGAUAGCAAAGGAUUUUCUGUUCUUAAAACAUUCAAGGAUAUCCGUAGCGAUAGAAUUUUCAAAAGAGUGGAUGCAAAUAAGAUAUUGAAAAUUGUUACCGUAAAUAAAAGAAAACAACAUUUAAAUCAACCCUUCCGUUUAGAAAUAUCAGAUUCAGAUGAGGACGGCAAAUUAGAAAAAAAUAUGCCUGAAGGUCACGAAAAAACGCAAUUGAAAACUAUAGAUGAUUAUUCCGAUGAAUCUGAUGAGGAACCUUUAGCAAAGAAAGCCAAACGUCAAUCUGAGAUCGCAGCUUACAGUGUUCCAAGCACGAAUAACGAUGAAGCAAAUGACAAUGAAAAAUCUCAAUCUGAAGAAAAUAUGACUUUGUUAGAAAUGCCAAAUCAUAUGUUGAUGGAUGAGGAAUUAGAUGAACAACCUGAACUUGAGGCGUGUGAAAAUGAUUCGGAAGAAGAUUGUAUUUUAGGUGUAUAAAUUAUUUAAUUUCGAUAUGAUAAUUUCUUUUUUUUUAAGUGUAGUAAAAUCAUGAAUAAUAAUUUAAAUGGACAUUUUUUUUAACCGACUCGAAUUCGAAUUGAAUUUAUACCAGUAUCAAUUUAAAACCUAAAAACCUAAAGGUCGAAGGUACCUAUAGCCCCUAAUGAUCUCUUAUGUAUAUUUUUUGGAUUGUUACCUAAUACGUCGUCAUUGCUUGAAAUUGACUGCAUAAUAAUAAUCAUAUUACAAGUAUCUUUAAGAUACAAAGUGCCGUAAUCAAAACGGUGCUGUGAGAGAUGACCAUUUUAAUUUUAUUAUCAUUUUUAGUACAAAACUACAAUUUAGGGAAAAUCGCUAAAUAAAGCAGGGUAUGGUUACAAACUCAACGGUUGGUCGCACUAAAAAGCACUUAAACCACUGCAUAAGUACCUACCUAUUUUAAAACAUCACAAUAAUAUUAUCUCAUUGUAAUCUAAUUUACAAUUUACAAUCUAAUUUACAAUUUUGUAAGAUUUGUUGUCUGUGAUAUUACAUUUUACAAAGUAAACUUAUUAUAAACUCAUUAUUUAUUGAAGUAAAGAUAUAAUUGUGCUUAGUCCAAACUCUCGAAAUUUGUUCUCUCUGACUAAUAUUAUAUAGUUAUCUGUGAUUUGUUCCGUAUUCUUCUAGUACCUAGUAACUAUUUGCAUUAAAUGUAUAUAGAAAUUUAUAAUUCUCAACUCGAAAAGAAAUACCUAAAUGUAUAUAAUUUCUGUACGUUAUCCUUAAAGGAUAUCUCAUAAGUAUUUUUAAGUUUAGUAAUAGGUAAGUAAGUGUAUAUAAUAUUGGUGUUGUGUCCACAAACUUGUAGUUUGAUAGAUAUCAUGUAAUUCUGUUCCAUAUUUUGAAAUAAAUAUUUCUAUAUGUAU
This is a messenger RNA of Colias croceus (clouded yellow), 7740 nucleotides long. Its product is annotated as kinesin-related protein 4-like. Bases 89 to 6829 code for a protein of 2246 amino acids. Gene Ontology annotation, molecular function: sequence-specific DNA binding. The transcript is spliced from 12 exons. The record is from RefSeq and is a predicted model, not a curated record. Lineage: Eukaryota; Metazoa; Arthropoda; Insecta; Lepidoptera; Pieridae.